AUGAUGUCCGAAGAAUUCGCUACUACAGAGGGAGUACGUCAAGGUGGAGGGCUUAGUCCCCUAUUGUUUAUAGUAUUUAUAUCUGAUCUGAUAAAACAAUGCAGGCAAAGAACAAAAUCAAUUUUUGUUGGGUACAGGAAAUUGCAGAAAGUGGAACUAGCGGAGUGCGCAUUUGCAGAUGACUUGGUGUUGAUAACUGGUAGUGUUGGGAGACUACAGGAAAAUUUAAACAUUUGGAAUAAAGUACUUGAAGAUAAUGGUAUGAAAUUAAAUAAACUUAAACCUAAACUUAUGGCUGUGUCAUAUGAAAAACUCAAUAUAGAUGUAAGAAUAGAUAAUGUAAAAUUACAACAGGUACACUCCCUUAAAUAUCUGGGAGCUAUAUUGGAACCUAACGACGGAAAUUAA
Molecule: messenger RNA, 408 nt
Organism: Acanthoscelides obtectus
Lineage: Eukaryota; Metazoa; Arthropoda; Insecta; Coleoptera; Chrysomelidae
Source: the annotation of a GenBank genome assembly